AAAAUCGGAAAUGGCUAUGAAUACCACUGCCACGGAUCUCAGCUACGACGAGCGUGAAGUCUUUAUAGACAACAAAAACCAUUCAAUAAAAUAUCGGACUCUAUCCUGGCAAUCUGCGGCCUUUAUCAUGAUCACGGAGAUCGUGACUGGUGGCACUCUGACCCUGCCUCAAGCAAUUGCCGUCGUUGGUCUUGUCCCUGGUACCAUCAUCAUUAUCUUUUGUGGAGUUUGGGCUUUGUUCACAUCGUUCCUGCUCAUCGAUUUCAAACUCAAUCAUCCCGAAGUGCAUAAUAUGGGCGAUGCGGGAUUUAUCUUGUUUUCUCCCUUCGGACUAGGAGCAGUAGGGGGGGAGAUGUUGAGCGUCGGCACCAUUCUUUUUGCCAUCACUGGAGUGGGCAGUAUGAGCUUGCUCGGGCAGCUGGCUUUGCAAACGUUGAGUCAAGGUGGUAUGUGUGCGAUGUCUUAUCUGGGCAUCUGGACAUGCAUAACCUUUCUUGUUGCUGUACCGAGAACCUUUGGUGCUGGGCUACAAGGCUUUUCCGUGGCUGCCUGUAUCUCGGUCUUGGUCGCAACUUUGGUUGCCAUGAUCGGUGCUGGUGUCGAGCCAACUCCUGAUCGUGUGGUUGUUGCUACCGCCCCAAACACGUUCUACACAGCAUUCCUGGCCAUUACCAACCCUGUCCUAGCAUAUGCUGGCCACUUCCUCUUCUUUACUAUCAUAUCUGAGAUGAAAGUCCCAAGCGACUCCAAGAAAUCAGCCUGGGCACUUCAGCUCUUUAGCACGACAUGGUAUGUCAUCUUCGCCGUGGUGAGCUAUUGCUUUUUAGGUUCGACGGUGCAAAGUCCCUCGUUCCUGAGUCUGUCAGAGACUUGGGCGAAAGUGGCAUGGGGACUAUUAUUGCCGAACAUAUUGGUUGCUGGAGCGCUGUACAAUCAUUUCGCUGCAAAGAUCUUGUUCGUGAGGAUGUUUAAAAACAGCAGGCAUCUCACAGAGAACACGAUACUGGGAUGGGGAGUCUGGAUAUUGCUGCUUGCUGUUGCGAAUGCUUGCGGGUUCGUGUUGGCGACAGGCGGUAUAGUCGCAUCUGCUUUUGCGUCCUGGUAUACCUAUGGUCUUGCAGGAGCAUUCUGGUGGCAUGACACCCACUACCUUGGAGAUGGUUGGAGAUCUGUCAGAAAGAAGUGGCCGAUGUUCUUGCUCUGCUUCGGCACUCUGAUUUUCGGCGGCUUCAUCUGCGUUGGUGGACUAUACGCGAUCAUCAAAUCAUUGAUCGAGGCCUAUGCUUCUGGCGCUGUGGGACAUCCCUUUACCUGC
Aureobasidium vineae is the source of this 1315-nucleotide messenger RNA. Lineage: Eukaryota; Fungi; Ascomycota; Dothideomycetes; Dothideales; Saccotheciaceae. The record is from the annotation of a GenBank genome assembly.